Messenger RNA from Chilo suppressalis (striped riceborer), 1745 nucleotides. NCBI's taxonomy places the organism in Eukaryota, Metazoa, Arthropoda, Insecta, Lepidoptera, Crambidae. The record is from the annotation of a GenBank genome assembly.
GAGCGAUUUCGCUGCGAUUUCAUUCUUCCAAGGGCAUCGAUCGCAUAGCUUUUAUGACCAAAUAACAAAGCAGUAUCUAGUGAAUUGAUAAAAAUAAUGUAAUCAUAAAAUGUAACACUUUCUUCAAUUUCGAUUAAACCAGUUUUAGUGAUAAUAAUCAUAGUUUUUCAGCUUUGCCGUUCUCGUGUUCCAAACAGAAUGUCGCCUCGUAAACAGCCAUCUACUUUGUUCAAAAUAUGUAUAAAGAACUGCAUUGAUUUGAUAAAUUCUGCGUGUUAUGUUAUUGAGAAAAGUUGUCCUGAAAAUAUGUUUCAUGAUUGUGAGAGGCAGGCCUUUGAGUUGAAGUAUUAUUUGAUGUCGAUGCUUCCUGUCAGGUUAUUUGACAUCCUCUGUUCUGAAAGAACAUGCUGCCAGUAUCGUGGCGACCCCAGAGUUCAACUCCACGUGUUAACACACCCCAACAUGACUGUCUUCCGCAAAUGCGAUCUUGACAAUAGUAUACCACAGAGGUUUUGGGUUGAGACCCUUUCAAAUUUCAGCCGUUUAAUAGUCCUUGAUCUCAAGUUCAUUUGUACAGAUGAAAUUCUUCAAGUUAUCGGUAUGAAUUGUCCUUUACUUGAGGAAAUCAAUAUAGUAUCCAGAGUCAAUAUUUGUAAAUCCCUCUUCAAUGCUUCUGUAUUAAUCAGAAAUGUCUCUGAUAAUGGUUUGUGCUCAAUUGCAAAUUUAAAACAUUUGAGGGUGUUAGCUAUGGAUCCUCCGAGAAACGAAAGGGCAAAUCGUGUAGGUCGUUGUGUUUCACAAGCAGGGAUAAUUAUGUUAGUCAAUGAGCUUCCAUAUUUAGAAGAAUUGAAAAUUGAAUCCUGUGAUAUUGGUUCGACUUUGAUCAGCACUGUAAUGGAUAUAGGUCCUUUGAGUCUCAGAAAAAUCAAUUGCCAUUUUGCUUCAGCUGAAGGUAUUAAAAAAUUAAUUAAAAUUUGCCCAUUCUUGAGGGAGUUAUCUGUCACACACUUGUCUGAACACAAUAAGGAUGCAAUUUUGGAGCAAAUAUCAUUGAGUGAAUUAAGGUUAAACAGAUUGGAUUUAUCUUUCUUCUCAUACACAGAUUCUAUGCAACAACUUUUGGCUAAUAAAGGAAACUAUUUGACACAUUUCUCUUUGUGGGAGAUUGAUCAUUCUCUGACACUAGAUGCUGUCUUAUCCAUUGGUUAUUGUUGUCCAAAUCUUAAUUCCUUGUGUCUAAUGACUCAAUCCAAAUGUUUAACUAUUCCUAGGUAUUUCAGGAGACCAAAAAAUAUCUUCACUGAAUUGAGAAGUCUUACAUUAGGUAAUGAGAAUUUUAACAUUGACCACAUAUUAACUUUUUUUCUAGAUUGUACUCAAUUUCUAGAGAAGCUAGUGUUGAAAUAUCAAACAAAGACUAAUUUAGAUGACACAUUGUUGCAUUUAUUACAAAAGGGAAGUUUCAGUAAUAUGAACUACUUAUGGUUGGACUGUACGCUUGAUGUGUCCAAAGAAGUACUAAAACAAGUUGUCAAGACUUGUGAAAAAUUACAAAUGUUAACAGUGGCAAUAACUGAUGAAAUGACAGAUGUACAAAGGUAUAUUAGUGAGAAUAAUUUGGAUUUGAAGUUAGGUGGCUAUUAAAAUUUAUUCUAUAUAUUUAUUGUAAUCUAAUUUAGAAGUAAAUAUUUUACUAUUUUCACAAAUUGUUCUUUAAUUUAUUUAGUUAGUUGCCCACAUAUUCA